CCAGGCGCUGGUAAUUGAGCGCCGAGCGGGCGAGUGGGCGCCGGUGGCACGGGAUCCGCGCUGCGUUCGGGGCCGCUGGCGCCGGAGCCGGGCCGCCCGCUGCCAUGGGGCUGGGCUCCAGCACCGAGCAGCCGGCGGAGACCUCCGAGGGCUUCCACCUGCACGGGGUGCAGGAGAACUCCCCCGCCCAGCAGGCGGGCCUGGAGCCCUACUUUGACUUCAUCAUCACCAUCGGGCACUCGAGGCUGAACAAGGAGACGGACACGCUGCGGGACCUGCUGAAGGCCAACGUGGAGAAGCCGGUGAAGCUGGAGGUGUUCAACAUGAAGACCAUGCGGGUGCGCGAGGUGGAGGUGGUGCCCAGCAACAUGUGGGGCGGCCCGGGCCUGCUGGGCGCCAGCGUGCGCUUCUGCAGCUUCCACAGGGCCAGCGAGCACGUGUGGCACGUGCUGGAUGUGGAACCCUCUUCGCCCGCCUCCCUUGCUGGCCUGUGCCCCUACACAGACUAUGUGAUUGGCUCAGACCAGCUCCUGCAGGAGUCUGAGGACUUCUUCACUCUCAUCGAGUCCCACGAGGGGAAGCCCUUGAAGCUGAUGGUUUAUAACUCCGAGUCCGACUCCUGCCGGGAGGUGUCCGUAACUCCCAACGCGGCCUGGGGUGGAGAGGGCAGUCUGGGGUGUGGUAUCGGCUACGGGUAUCUGCAUCGGAUCCCAAUCCAGCCCCCCAGCUACCACAAGAAGCCACCUGGUGCCCCACCACCUGGCACCCCACCACCUGGUACCUCACCACCUGGUACUCUGCCACCUGGUACCCCACCACCUGGUGCCCUGCCAUCUGAUAACCCGCCACCUGGUUCCUCACCACCUGGUGCCUUGCCACCUGGUAACUUGCCACCUGGUAUCCCAUCACCUGGUGCCCUGCCACCUGGAACCACCCCCCUGGACUCACCUGCCCCUCCUGGCCCUGAGAUGGGUUCCAGGCAGGGUGACUACUUGGAGGCCCUGCUGCAGGCUCCCGGCUCCUCCCUAGAGGGCCCGCUGCCCGGGCCCGGGCAUCUCGGCUAUGCUGUGCCUGACCGUGGGGAACCGCCCCGGCCCAUGGAGACGCCUCUGCAGCCGCCGCCUCCGGUGCAGCGGGUCAUGGACCCAGGCUUCCUGGACGUGUCGGGCAUCGCCCUCUUGGACAGCAGUGCCAGCGUCUGGCCCGGCCCGCCCUCCUUCCCCGAGCUGCCCUCCGCCGCCGUGCCAGCUGCAGGGCUGGAGGACGUCUGCUCCAGCAGCGGCUCUCACGAGCGUGCCGGGGAGGCCACGUGGUCUGGAUCAGAGUUUGAGGUCUCCUUCCCGGACAGCCCCGGUGCCCAGGCCCAGCAGGACCACCUGCCCCAGCUGACCCUUCCCGACAGCCUCACCUCCGCAGCCUCGCCAGAGGACGGGCUGUCUGCCGAGCUGCUCGAAGCUCAGGCCGAGGAGGAGCCGGCAAGCACAGCAAGUCCGGGUCUCAGGGCGGAAGCCGAGGCAGCCAGCCAGGCCCAGCUCGCUACCCCCGAACACCACCCUGGGCAAUGGCAAGGCCCCUGAUGGCACGUCCUGAGGUCCAGGUGUGGGGAGGCGGCUCAGGCUGUGGCUCCGAGUCACGGGCAGGGACUUCUGCAGGUGGGGGGCUCGUGUCCACUCACCCUACUGGUUUCCAAGAGAUGGCCUGCCAGCACUCUGCGUGGUGGUCCUGGCUUUGGGGAAUGGAGCCCUUGUUUGAGAAUCUUAAGCACAUGCUUUUGGGGUGGUGGGAGCUGGGGUAGGAGAGGAAAGGCUUCUUCGCUGCACGGGUGGCACACGGAGCCUUGCUGGUGGGGAGGGGAGGCGUGGGCCUUGGGGAAGGGCAUCUUGGCUGUGUACGCCGAGGCCCAGUGCUUGCUCCCAGGAAGCAGCGGGGUCUAGACUGAUCUGGUGUGGCAGUGGGGUGAGGGGGGGAAGGGGCCGGUAUGGUGUUUGCCUGACAGCUUUGCAGAGCUUGCCUUGAUGCUUCCUGCACAGCCGAGCCAGCGCUUCCUACUGGAAGGCACCCCAAGCCCUGGGGACCCUUGAAGCCCCAGUUACUGCCUCUUCUGUCAUGUGCCCCCAUCCCUGUGCCACAUGGUAGAUGGCUCAGGCGGACUGAUACCUGCCAGUCACAGCUGGAACUUGCCCACCUCUCAUGGGAGAGGAGGGUUGGAAAUUCUGGAACCUUCCGCAGACACUUACCUGUGCUUAGAUCAUGAUAUUCCUUCUUCCCCAGGGCUGACUCCCCACAGACCUAGUAUCCCCAGACUUACACAACAAUCUCUUCUGCAUACACAUGGCACCAGCCAGCCCCAGUGGUGAACAGGUUACACAUUUAGAUUGACCUCCCUCAGCACACUCUCAAAGCCAGUCCUGACUAGAUCUCUUUACACACAGCUCCCACCACAAGGGGAAGUGAGAGGCCAGGGCCCUUCUGUCCUUUCCUGUAGCGUGUCUGGGGGAGCGUGUGUGCGGGGGUGCCUUGGGAGGCUGAGGCACGCGUGGGUCUGCGCUCUGUCAGCAGGAAGAGGACGGCUCCCCCAGGGAUGGGGUCCUCACAUGCCCGGGCUACAGCCCCUUGCCUUCCCACACUCCCUGCUGCUUACCAUGAAGGCUGCCUCUGGCCUUGUCCUCUAGUCUGUCCACUCUGCAUCCCCCACUGCUGCUUGAUUUGUGAUGUCCGCAUGUACAAGGAAAUUCAGAGCCUUUAGCUGUAGCACACGGACUAUCAGCCGGAGGCAGCACAAGCCGAGUGUAUGGAGGGAGGCCCCAAUUAGCGAACACUAAGUGUCUAGCACUCUGGCCGCAGGGACAGCGAGCCUGUCCGUGCCGAGCAGGAGGCCUGGGUGCAAGGCCAGCCGGGGCCUCUCCUGGGCGGCCUGGGAGCCCAGUGCUGCUGCAGACCUGCAAGGAGAACAGGCCUAGGGCAGGGAUCCUGCGCUGCAGCCUGGCCCCGAGGGUUCUGGUUCUUCCUCGCUUUACACAUGCCUCUUCUGAAGCUGGAGGAUAGAGUGGUAUCAAUGCUAAUUAUUUCUAGGAUAAACAGAAAAACCAGGUUUCUCAAUUUCUCUCUCAUCUGCUCUGAAGGAAAAUGACAAGUGAAAAAAUAAACAUGUACUAUGCUUUGAAUAUUUUAA
Molecule: messenger RNA, 3172 nt
Organism: Pipistrellus kuhlii (Kuhl's pipistrelle)
Lineage: Eukaryota; Metazoa; Chordata; Mammalia; Chiroptera; Vespertilionidae
Gene: GORASP1
Product: golgi reassembly stacking protein 1
Exons: 9
Coding region: 105-1577 (490 amino acids)
Biological process (GO): Golgi organization
Cellular component (GO): Golgi apparatus
Molecular function (GO): protein binding
Source: RefSeq, a predicted model, not a curated record